GGUUUCAAAAAAAUAGAAGUCUAGACUCGAGUAUGGUAAUUUUAUCUAAAUCUAAUUUUAAAUAAAUUUUUGUUUAGAUCCAUAAGUAAGUUUGCGACACGUGCAGUAAACAUAUAUAUAGUAUGAAAAAUACUUUCAAAUUGGCAGUAUUCCUUUUACCAUUGGUUUUAUUCCGUGCAUGCAUGCUGUGGAACCAUCGAAACGAUCGAAUGCCCGCAGUAUCUGCAUUUACAAGGAGUCAAGGAGUACGCGCUGGUACCCGCGGCUGUUGCAUCUUCCUCGUGGUGAACGGCGACUAUGGCUUGUGAACAAGAAAAACGUAAACGCCGAACAUCAGACUCCAGCAGUGAUGAUAGUAUUCACGAGACUGCGCCAGUCAAGAAACCAUCCUCCGUUGCCUCGACAGCGUCCUCACACGCAUCAAGAACGACUGGCGUGGCCGAACAGAUGAAGUUGGGAAGGGGUCGCCAGAAGUCCACACGGACAUUGUUUCAGCUGGAGGAAGAUCUGGCGAUCAUCGAAUUUGUGGCGACGCAUAGCCAUCUGGGCGGAGAAAAAAACACCGGCGGCACGAUUGCUGUGGCAUUGUGCAAGAAAUUUCCCAAGAUUGCUCAACGGCAUACACCAGUCAGCAUUAUGGCGCGACUGCAGAUUAUCAAGAAGAACAUCGAUAAUUAUAAAGUACCUGUGGAAUAUAAAUAUGCCCUGACAAAUAAUGCGCUUUACGCAGUGAUGCUGGAAGAAGAGCACAGAAAGAAUAAGCAAUCAGGAAAAGUGCUGAAAGAUGAUCGCCCAGGGACAUCGCUGCACGCGAAAGAACCGGAAGCCGUUCCAGUAAUUAAACCCCAGGCUGUUUUCCAAAACAAAAGGAAUCCGGUGCCUGCGGAACAAGUUUUUCUUGACGGCGACGAUGACGCAGUAAUGAUAAAUGAGGACGAAGGCAUACGUUCGAAGCAAGAAAGACUGAAAAUGCAGAAGUCGAAGAAGGGAGACGAUGCUCCAGUUAUCUCUCGCCCGGUUGCAGUUUCGAAACCAUCGAAUGGACUGAUUGCUGGUGAAGUGGAAAAGACCAUAUUCCACAAGAAGCCACCAAAUGGCGAACAUCCUUUUAGCAGCCAAGAGAAAAGGCGGAGAAAACCUGACAAUCCCAAGAAAAGAAUCGCGGGGCCUGUUCCAGAUAUUGAUAUUGUGGCUAAGUCGAAAAAACGGUUGACGACGUAUGAACUGAACGAUCCCGCCCCUUCGAAUGCGCCACCCGGAGAAAUGGCUAGCAAUACCAGUAAUGCUCUUCCGCCCACUGAAGUUAGUGCGCCCAUUACUCGUCCAGAUUCCGAAGAAAUUCCGGAAUGCCAGCCGAAUAUAACCGGUUCAGAGCCACAACCAGUAGAAGUGGCGGUACCCGUACAGUUCUCGACGAGAACUGUGGCCUGUCAGGCGAACAUCGCGUGGUUACUCGCAAACCAAAAGAGGGGCCAGGCAGGAUCAUCCGGACAGGACGGCCAAAACGAGAAGCCCGCUAGUAACGAUCAGGCGUGCCAGGUGCGAAUGCAGGAGUCCACGGAGAAUGGAACAGUUCAGACGGAUCAGUCCUGCCUUGGGAUGGUUGAUCAGGCUACGCAAACCUUCCUAAGUCUGAUACCGGUUAUCAAGGUCGAUCGAGGAUGCUCGCCGGUGCGGUUUCCUCAGCAGAAAUUGAAAAGGGUUACAUUCGCUCCCAUUCCAGAUACUGUUUCGGAUGAUGAGCUACCGGUUCCUGUUUCGGGUUUUCUUGUGAAAAGGAAAAGGGUGGUGUCGAAUCAGAAUGGCCUGAGUGGUGGCUCGGAAACGGUGCGUGGAAUAUUAAGAAGUCCAACAGCGGACAUCGAAUCCAAAAGGGACGACCCAGAAAUAAUUCCUAGCGAAAGUGUCGAAUCUCCUGAUAUGUCUUCGAAAUCUCCGAAUUCUGGAUUACCAUUGGGUGAGAGUUCCUUAACUGCUGGAUGCUCUUCAGUCAGCGAAACUCCAGAUUCCCUUUAUUUACCCCUGUCUCCACGACACGAUUCUGCGCUAUCCACCUCACUGCGAGACUCUCCGGCUAAAAUUACCACGGAAGGUAGUGAUGCGACGGAAUUAUUGCCUGCAGAGCUGUGCCAGCUUACGGCUGUCACCAACGAUGCAUCCGGAUCGGAGGCAGCUGCAGCGAAGUCUGCUUUGCCAGGAAAAUGCGUGGACAGCGAGAUUGUCUCUCCGUCAGAGAGCCCGGAUGGCCUGCGUACGGAUACUAAGAUGGUUGUUGAUCUGGCUAGUCAGCAUGGUGUAUCUCCAAAGAUCAUUAUAUAUGCGCUGCUAAUCAACAGUGGCUCGGUCGGCGAAGCUGUUGACUGGCUUGCGACAAUGUACUCAACAUCAUCCUCGUCUCCCAGUUUCAGCUUUGUAAUCGAUCGUGCACUGCUGGAAGAGGAUUUUGAGGAUGUUCUGAAAGGCCCGAUUGGACGUCUCCGGUCACCUGAAGUCUUACGACAUCGAGCAGCAUUUUUGAAGCGUAGUUGCGAAGCACUGAACUCUGGUUUGAUAAAGCGAAGAGCGGAGGUGGUGGACAUGAUUCGGGAAAUUCAUAAUGCUCGACCGGGGUUUGCGCAGGAGGAUUGAUGUAAAGAGUUAAAAUUUGAGGCUUAUGGGAGCACGAGUGAGAGUUCGGUGAAGUUUUUGAACCAAAAACUUUCGUUAUGAUGUUUACUUAAUUAAUGGCUCUUAUCUUCAUUCAUAUGAUCCCAGUUGUCUUCUCAAAAUAAAGUUUUCUUGGAAUGAAACGAGUAAUGUAGAUGCUUUAAUUUCGUGUGAACUGUUAUGCCUCUUAAAUUCGUAUCGUCAACGAAGUGUUGUAUUGGUACAUGUGCCGUAAUUUAUUCAGAACCGAAAGAAAUAAAAUGGAAUUUAAA
Messenger RNA from Paramacrobiotus metropolitanus, 2918 nucleotides. RefSeq lists its product as uncharacterized. The record is from RefSeq and is a predicted model, not a curated record. Bases 298 to 2628 code for a protein of 776 amino acids. The transcript is spliced from 13 exons. Lineage: Eukaryota; Metazoa; Tardigrada; Eutardigrada; Parachela; Macrobiotidae.